Cololabis saira (Pacific saury) is the source of this 3032-nucleotide messenger RNA. Its product is annotated as cGMP-specific 3',5'-cyclic phosphodiesterase-like. Gene Ontology annotation, molecular function: protein binding; 3',5'-cyclic-GMP phosphodiesterase activity. Lineage: Eukaryota; Metazoa; Chordata; Actinopteri; Beloniformes; Belonidae. Bases 1 to 1416 code for a protein of 471 amino acids. The transcript is spliced from 15 exons. Gene Ontology annotation, biological process: signal transduction. The record is from RefSeq and is a predicted model, not a curated record.
AUGAGAGGAUACCGGAGGGACUGUGAGGUCAGCCAGAUUGACUACAUGUUCGCUCAGUACGUCAAAAACACCAUGCAGCCUCUCAACAUCGCCGACGUCACCAAGGACCAGCGCUUCCCCUGGAUGAGUGAAACUCCAGAUCACACCAGCAACCAGAUAAAAAGUUUGCUCUGCACCCCCAUCAGGAACGGUAAAAAGGACAAGGUCAUAGGUGUGUGUCAGCUGGUGAACAAAAUGGACGAAGCAUCCGGCGGCGUGAAGGCCUUCAACAGGAACGACGAGCAGUUCCUGGAGGCGUUUGCCAUCUUCUGCGGCCUGGGCAUCCAGAACACGCAGAUGUACGAGACGGUGGAGCGAGCCAUGGCCAAGCAGGAGGUCACGCUGGAGGUCUUGUCGUAUCACGCCUCUGCCACGGAGGAGGAGUCGCGGGAGCUGCAGGUCGCUACCGUUCCAUCGGCGCAGUCUCUGCACCUCCUGGACUUCAGCUUCAGCGACUUCGACCUGUCGGACACGGAGACCACGCUGGCUACCAUCCGCAUGUUUGUGGACCUCAACCUGGUGCAGAACUUCCAGAUGAAGCACACGAGUUUGUGUCAGUGGGUUCUGAGUGUGAAGAAGAACUACAGGAAGAACGUGGCCUAUCACAACUGGAGACACGCCUUCAACACGGCCCAGUGCAUGUUCGCCCUGCUUAAGUCCGGCCGCUUCCAGAAUAACCUGAACGAUCUGGAGGUGUUGGCUCUGAUGAUUGCAACUCUCAGCCACGACUUGGACCACAGAGGGGUCAACAACUCCUACAUCCAGAGGAGUGACCAUCCCCUGGCCCACCUGUACUGCCACUCCACCAUGGAGCAUCACCACUUCGACCAGUGCCUCAUGAUCCUCAACAGCCCCGGAAACCAGAUCCUGAGCGGCCUCUCUCUGGACGAGUACAAGGCCACGCUGAAGAUGAUCGAGAGAGCCAUCCUGGCCACCGACCUGGCUCUGUACAUGAAGAGGCGAGAGGAGUUUUUUGAGCUCACCAAGAACAGCCAGUUCAUCUGGGAGGACGAACAGCACAAAGACCUACUGAGGUCCAUGCUGAUGACGGCCUGUGACAUCUCCGCCAUCACCAAGCCCUGGCCCGUGCAGAAAAGGAUUGCAGAGCUGGUGGCCACCGAGUUCUUUGAGCAGGGGGACAAGGAGCGGCGGGAGCUGAACAUCGAGCCCAGCGACCUGAUGAAUCGGGAGAAAAGAGAUAAGAUUCCCAGCAUGCAGGUGUCCUUCAUUGAUGCCAUCUGCAUUCAGUUGUACGAGACCCUGGCCGGCAUGUCGGAGUGCUGCUCCCCCCUGCUGGACGGCUGCCUGAGGAACCGGCAGCACUGGACGCGCUUGGCGGAGGACUGCGAGAAGGGACUGUCCAACGGGCUGGUGUGACCUCGACCCCAGCCGGACGUCCAACCCCCUCCCAAACUUCCAUGACCUUAAUGUGACGUUGAGAAUGGACAUCUGGCCAAAUGUGUGCACUGAAAGUGAGCAAGAAAGGUUCCUCCCCCACCCCGAACAGAAACCCUGACCCCGGCCCGUCCCUCCGGUCGGCGGUGCCCACAAACCUCGCCACAAACACAAGUGUGCUAAAAGUCCACAGAGAGAGGAUGAACACGUUGGGGUAGAAGAGUGUUGUAAACUGAUUCCCAUCUUCACCAGUUGUUUAGCGUGUUACCAUGGUAGCAUUUGUCAGUUAGCGCUAAACAUAAAGACAAAGUCCAGAUGUUGGGGGUCCCAAAUGUUUUGGCAUUCGCUCCGGCUGGCUACACACUAAACUACACACCGACCAAGCAAUCCACACAAAUGCUUUAGGGUGUGCACAUUAUACAAGACGGUUUCAACCUCACCCAGGUUCUGUAGAACUGCGUUCAUGGCGUUUCCACCCGAUCACACCGACACACCAGCUCCAUAUGGGGCUAGAACAGUCUCAUAAUUCACAAAUGCACAGGACAAGUUUUACACAUGCACAGACCGAUUUGCAAAUGCACAGGACAAAAAAUUCACAAAUGCACACACUGAUUCACAAAUGCACAGAACAAUUCACACGUGCGUAGGACAAGAUACACAAAUGUAUUUUUGAUGCGCAAACAAAUAUAACCUGACUCCCCUGACGUGACUCGAUCCACAAAUACGUUUUUUUAAACACGGAAGGAUCUGCAACCAAUCAGAUAUCUUCCUUUGUUUCAGCCAAUCAUAACAGCCCACCCCACGUGUAGAACGAUUUACUUGUAAACCAAUCAGAUUAAACGGGCGGAUACACCUGCUGUUUGAGCUGCGUUAGCUCCGUUCGCUUGGAAAAGUGAUUAAUAUUUGGAGUUGGUGGAGUAAAGAUAAAUAAACAAGACAGCAUUACGGGAUGGAGAGAUCACUGCUCUGCUUCUCUUGUGAUCUUGGUAAAGAAAACAGCGCGAUCGGAGAUGUUUGUCGGGCCGUUCAACCAGAGCCGUUUACGAGUAAGUCGCAUUUGUGAAACGGUGUGUGCAUUUGCGACUUAUGAGACUGUUCUAGCUCCAUAGCUCCACGGCACCUCCGUAGUAGAGCGGACAUCAGCGGGACGUGGAGUUCAUGGUCCUUAUGUAAUAAUUGCUCAGGGGUCACGUUCUGGGCCCUCUGGAAAGAUUCUAGGGACAAUGUCUUUUGCAAUAGACGCUGUAUAAAUAAAACUGAAUUGAAGGAUCCAACAAGUGAGCAAAGACGACCCUGCCGUGGUGCAUCUUAGAGAACAUAAAGAUUAUCUUUCUGUUCCCUUCAGGUUGGUUAGUGUCGUAAGCAGUCAUUAGUAUUCAACUGAUGUUUGGAGACUGGAGAGCCCCCACCUCUAAAUCCCACUUAACUUGGCUUGACUGGUCUUUAAUUCGCUGCCAAGCUUGUGAGCUUGUUAAAGUGUGCACUAACUGGUUAUUGACUAUAGUCUGGUUCACUUGAUCUACCCUGGUCUUGCUGGUUUACCUGGUCUACUCUAGUUUACUUAGGGCCAAUCCCAACACACCCCCUACUUUCUACCA